AUGAGUGAUAUUGAAAAAGUCAAGAAGAUUUUUGUUCAGAAGUGUGCCCAGUGCCACACUGUGGAAAAGGGAGGCAAACAUAAGACUGGACCAAAUCUCCACUGUCUAUUUGGGCAGAAGACAUGUCAGGCUGCUGGAUUCUCUUACACAGAUGCCAACAAGAACAAAGGCAUCACCUGGGGAGAGGAUGCCCUGAUGGAGUAUUUGUAGAAUCCCAAAAAGUACAUCCCUGACAAAAUGAUCUUCGCUGGAAUUAAGAAGGGAGAAAGGGCAGACCUAAAAGCUUAUCUUAAAAAGGCUACUAAUUAG
Molecule: messenger RNA, 309 nt
Organism: Arvicanthis niloticus (Nile rat)
Lineage: Eukaryota; Metazoa; Chordata; Mammalia; Rodentia; Muridae
Source: RefSeq, a predicted model, not a curated record